UUUUAAGGCCAUCUUAUCGGAGGGGAGAAAUGUGAUAAAAAUGUACUACACAAUUUUUACUCAAACAAGGAAAUUAAUGCACACACAAAAAUACAAUAAACGUAUAUAUUAUAGAAUCACAUAUGUAUUAUACAAUUUGUUAUAUUUAUCAACAAUAUCAACUGUCUUCUUAGUCUUCAUUCCUUCUCAUCCGAUUCGCUCGAAGACUUUGUCUCCUUUUCUUCCAACAAAGCCUCACUUUCAACCUUUUCAGCCUCCUUUUCAUUCUUUUCCUUGUUUGAUUCUUUGUCGUCUUUUUUACGGACAGAAAUCGUUACAGAUUUAG
Molecule: messenger RNA, 325 nt
Organism: Meloidogyne enterolobii
Lineage: Eukaryota; Metazoa; Nematoda; Chromadorea; Rhabditida; Meloidogynidae
Source: the annotation of a GenBank genome assembly